CAAAGCAGUAUCAAUAUUCUCCCUCCUAAAAUCAUCCAUCAUUGGUGACUAUCAGGGCAAGUCAAUUUAUAAUUUACAGCUAAAAUCAGUGUCACUUUAAAUCGUUAACCAAACUCCCCUGUCGUGUAAUGUGUGGGUGGUGGUACAGGGUGUUUUGCCAAUAAUUGAUUGAUCAGUACAGUAGCGGGGGUUGAUACGUCGGGAAUCAUUAGCGAGUGACUAUUGUGGUGGUACGAUUAAACCCUCUACGACAAUGUUUGCACUUCCGACAUGGAUGAUAAAUGAACGGAGCGAGUAACAGUGAAAACGAUAACGCCUUGGAAUAGAGCUCUCUGUGGCUGUGACCGCUUCCCAGCGCAGCAUCUUCUCCAGCACUUUGAUUUCGUGAGCAUAAGCAUAAACAAAAGAUGGAUUGUGUAUUUUAUGGUGCCUACUCUAACCUCGAUCGUUUAUGCUUUGCUUUACAUUACUUUGUAGGACGGUUGGAUGCUUGAGUUCUAGUUUUUUUUCUCUUUCCCUUACGGCCGUAGCAGACGACAAUCUAGAACCACACUUUGUCUCGGAGCAUACGAACGUGUCUUGCCCUAAGUAAGCCGCGAACGCCACAGUCAGUAGGCAGAGUGCUAUGAUCAAAGAGUUUUGCGUUUUCUAGUUUGAACUCCGCUCACUUCGAUCUGUUUGAAUAGUUUGAUCGGUGCCGGGAAAUUAGAUUGUACUUCAAGAAAGCAAGACGGACAACUGAUGGCGCCUUGCUUCGAAGAGGGCUACACGGUGGAUGUUGUGGAUGAUUGACUCCCGUUGUUAGUGUGUCAUGAUAACGUCGAUCCUACAAUCCACGCCGCUGCGACAUAAAGUGUGAUAUCCAAUAUCGCUGAAUCGUUUGCCGCCCCCUCCCGGCCCGAGUGGAUGGUCAAAGAUAGCUGGACAACGUAAUCUUCCGUGUUCAAAUUAGAAGCAAGCGAAUGUCCAAAACUUGAUAAGCCCUCGCCCUGCAAUUCUAGCCUGGAGGGAGAAACAGGUGGAAAUCGCACAAGUUGUUAUCUUUUAUCACGAUCGUCGCCCCCGGCAGUCCGGUUCAAGCUGCUGCCAAUAAAAUCGUCGUCAUCGUCAGCAUACCAUGUACCAGCCAUGAACAUGGCGUCGUUGACUCCCGGGAACAAAGUGUCGAAAACUUUGCUGCAUGGCUGUAAAAUGUAGUUAUCUUUCCCGGCCAAACCCUGCCAGGGCGCGAUAAGGUGGAUUGGGUGCGGGAUGCAUUCGCCAAUACACAGCGGACUAGGCGUUUAAGGUUAGGUUCACGGUGCGGUAUGGCAGUUCCGUUUUAGAGCUUGAAUACACAGGACACAGGAUCGUGCAGAUCGCUCUGGAAGUCGCGUGUUUUUUGUGUGGUGUUUAUCUAGACGAAGACCUUGUUGCUGAUGGUGAAUCACUGCAUCUCUAUCUUAUCGAUAAGCAGCGCAGACUUCCGCCUCCACGGGGGUCUAAUUCCGAGUGUAUCCAGUCCCCCGAGGACCCUGGAACGACCUUACAGGGGCGUACACUGAGCAGUGCUUAAAGUCGUGUUUUCAGCCUACUGGGUACUAAGAAGGGAAUUGUGUUUUAUUGUGUGUAUAUCCCAGCGGUGUUUAAAUUACUAUUGGCAACGGAAGUGGCAGCUAGGAGCUGCUGCUUGUAAAUCGUGCUCAGGAGAUGGAGAUCGAACGGCUGAAAUGCAAACGUUGUGGCAAGUUCCCGGAUGGCGAGGUAGUACAGUGUACGGCGAAGGAGCAUAUCGUGUGUGUGCCGUGCAUGGUAUCCCAGAAAACGAACCUCUGUGUGUGUGGGGCAAAGCUGAGCGAGAAAAGGCAACGGAACCCGAUCGAGCAGCUACUGCAGCACGCCAAGACCAGCUGUCGGUAUGAGGAGAACGGUUGUACCUGGCAGUUUACGGCCACCGAGAUGGACAGCCAUGUGGAGGAGUGUAAGUUUCGUCCCUACCGAUGCAUCACCUCAACGCUGAACGUAUUGCAGUGCGAAUGGAUUGGGUUGCAGCACGAAAUCGAAAAGCAUUUGCUCGAGCAGCACAAGGAACUGGGACCGGUGUUUCGGUUCCGUGAAUCGUCCUCGCUCGUCUUCUGCGAUAACAUCUCCAUCGGUGGGCUGAAGCUGGUGGACGCGUUCAGUAAGCACUUUUUGUUUUACUUCUUCUCGGACGCCGAUCGUGGCACGAUCUGCUUUCUGAUGAUCUACUUCGGGCGUCACGAGGAAUCGGAUCAAUAUUGCUACGAGCUCGAGAUACGAUCUCUACCGAUUGCCCCACCACCGGAACAAUCGGCCACACCGACGAAAGACGCUACAUCCGGUCCGGCAUCUGAAGAACGGCCGGCUAUGGUUCGUAGCGUCAAGUUCGUCGAGCGAUGCUACUCGGAUUCCGAAAACUUGACCGAAGUGAUCGAGGAUGAACGGUGUAUCGCCCUGUCGCAUCAGCAGGUCCGCAACUAUCUACACAAAGGGAAGCUGUACUUUACCUUUAAGGUUCGCAAGAUUUUCGAACCAGGUCGCGAGCGUAAUUUAUCGGAAUCAGCGGCUACGGUGGCCAUGGCAGAUAACUCAUCGGCGGCGGGUGCUGCGGCAGGAGCAACGGGCACAAAACCUAAACCUAAACCACCGCCGUUUGUGUUUCCGAAUAAGGGAAAACUCGCUCCGAACACGAAACGAUCGGGUGGUCUAGCAGUGGCCUCUGGAGCGGCCUCAUCGUCCUCGUCCGCUUCCUCGAAGAGUGGUAGUGGUGGGGGUGGCGGUGGUGGAUCUCGACCCAUCUCGGGCGGCUCAACCCCAAUUGAUGGUCCACCACUACCGAGUCCGGGGAUAAUGCGUUCUCCAUCAUCCGCCUCGACAGUUGCUCUCGGCUCGCAAGGGCAUGAGUCAUUGUCAUCGAGGAACAGUGGCUGCAGCUCGUACUCCUCCAUCAACAAGGUGGUCGUAGUGGGACUGCAUUCUCCAUUUGAAAAGCCUGAAAACUCUCCACUAAUGACGCCGUCGAUCAACAAACACGAAGUGCCACCGACCUGGAUGGCGAGCAGUACGACCGCCACGUAUCAGAUCAACAGCCAGUUCCAUCGUUCGUAUAGCCUCAAUCAGGAGGUCUACCAGGACCCUAUGGUCAAAGCCUGCAUCCGGAACGUGGGACCUCGGGUGGCGGAAAAUACGCCUAGCCAUGCCAUCCAACCGUACAAGGUGAAAGAUGAUCGCGGAUACAUUCUUCGCCAUCCAACAAAUAGUUUGUUUAAACCGCAUCUGGCGCACCGACAGUGUCCUCGAUAAUAAACUAUUCUUUCACAUUUCGCUUCCUGGGU
This is a messenger RNA of Anopheles darlingi, 3335 nucleotides long. RefSeq lists its product as uncharacterized. The transcript has 5 exons. NCBI's taxonomy places the organism in Eukaryota, Metazoa, Arthropoda, Insecta, Diptera, Culicidae. Gene Ontology annotation, biological process: proteasome-mediated ubiquitin-dependent protein catabolic process; multicellular organism development. The record is from RefSeq and is a predicted model, not a curated record. Gene Ontology annotation, cellular component: cytoplasm. The coding region runs from base 1690 to 3303 and encodes 537 amino acids. Gene Ontology annotation, molecular function: ubiquitin conjugating enzyme binding; ubiquitin protein ligase activity; zinc ion binding.